AUGCACGCUCAUUUCUACAUAUUUUUAACUAAUAAAAACGUUCUUUCACUUAUAGGGUCUAACAACAAGUUCAUCACCGCAAUUGCUUAUGCAACCGGCACUCAACCGUACUCAGUGGCAGUCAUCGAUGUAAACAAUGACAAUAAACCCGACAUAGUUACCGCUAACACCGGUGCAAGUACUGUCAGUGUUCUUCUGAAUACAGGUAAUGGGACGUUUUCUGCUCAAACUACUUAUGCAACUGACAGUAGUCCAUACUCGGUGGCAGUCAUCGAUGUGAAUGGUGACAAUAAACCCGAUAUAGUUACCGCCAAUUCCGGUGCAAGUACUGUUAGUGUUCUUCUCAAUAUCGGCAACGGGACGUUUUCUGCUCAAGCUACGUAUGCAACUGGCAGUAGUCCAUAUUCAGUAGCAGUCGUCGAUGUGAAUAGUGACAAUAAACCCGAUAUAGUUACCGCUAAUUCCGGUGCAAACACUGUCAGUGUUCUUCUUAAUACAGGCACUGGAACCUUUUCUACUCAAACUACUUAUGCCACUGACAGUAGUCCACGCUCGGUGGCAGUCGCCGAUGUAAAUAAUGACAACAAACCCGAUAUAGUUACGGCUAACUACAUUACAAGUACUGUCAGUGUUCUUCUGAAUAAAGGUAAUGGGACCUUUUCUGCUCAAAUUACGUAUGCAACUGGGAAUGGUCCAGUGUCAGUAUCAGUCGUCGAUGUGAAUAAUGACAGCAAACCCGAUAUUGUUACUGCUAACUAUGCUGCAGGUACUGCCAGUGUUCUUCUGAAUACAGGUAAUGGGGCCUUUUCUGCUCAAGCUACUUAUGCAACUGGCACUCAAGUGAACUCAGUGGUAGUCGUCGAUGUGAACAAUGACAGCAAGCCCGAUAUUGUUACCGCUAACUAUGGUGCAAGCAAUGUCAGUGUUCUUCUCAAUAUCGGCAACGGGGCCUUUUCUGCUCAAACUACGUAUGCAACUGGCAAUGGUCCAGUGUCAGUAGCAGUCGUCGACGUGAACAAUGACAGCAAGCCCGAUAUUGUUACCGCUAACUAUGGUGCAAGCAAUGUCAGUGUUCUUCUCAAUACCGGCAACGGGACCUUUUCUGCUCAAACUACGUAUGCAACUGGCAGUAGUCCAUACUCAGUAGCAGUCAUCGAUGUAAAUAAUGACAACAAACCCGAUAUAGUUACCGCUAACGUGGAUACAAACACUGCGAGUGUUCUGCUUAGCACAGGCACUGGGACCUUUUGUUGUCGAACUACUUAUGUAACUGGCAGUGCUCCAUUCUCAUUGGUAGUCGUCGAUGUGAACGAUGACAAUAGACCCGAUAUAGUUACCGCUAACUCCGGUGCAAGCAGUGUCGGCGUUAGUGCACAGUGCUAA
Adineta ricciae is the source of this 1383-nucleotide messenger RNA. The record is from the annotation of a GenBank genome assembly. NCBI's taxonomy places the organism in Eukaryota, Metazoa, Rotifera, Eurotatoria, Adinetida, Adinetidae.